CAUCCACAAGAUAUUUCAGAUGACUCGGGACCAAUGACCGACUCUCGGCAUGCAAGAUGAACGGCCCUCUCCCCUCCACGCGGGCCUUUCUCGCCGACCUGCCUACUCUCCCUGCUGACUCAAAAGUCCGGUUUCUCGGCUGUGUCCAAACCUACCACGUCCGUACGGGCCAUCUAGUCCUGGAACACAACUACCCGCCCCGGAAAGCGUCCCAAGAGCCGCCCUCCGUGUCGGUGGACAUCAAUGCCAUCCUGGAGACGGUCACGUCGGAGGAACUGCGCGUCGGCGCGUGGGUGAAUGUGCUUGGGUAUGUGAGGAGGAGGAGGAGGAGGAGCAUCGCUGAGAAGAGAGAGACGGCUUCGUCGGUAUAUGUUGAGGCGGUGAUGCUUUUUGCGGCAGGCGCGGUGUCGUUGGGUGAGUAUGAGCGCAUUCUGCAGGAUUCGUUGGAGGUGGAGAGGAGGGUACGCAGGGUGGAUUGAUAUUUUUAUGAUUUAUUGAUCUUUUUUUCUUUCUUUUUCUUGCGUUGUGGGGCUUUUGGGAGGGAUGAAUGGUUGUUCUAUUCUAUGUGUGUAUACGCUAUGCUGCUGUAUUAUACCCCAUGUC
This is a messenger RNA of Aspergillus heteromorphus CBS 117.55, 603 nucleotides long. RefSeq names its product nuclear telomere cap complex subunit Ten1. The record is from RefSeq and is a predicted model, not a curated record. The coding region runs from base 57 to 479 and encodes 140 amino acids. Gene Ontology annotation, molecular function: single-stranded telomeric DNA binding. Lineage: Eukaryota; Fungi; Ascomycota; Eurotiomycetes; Eurotiales; Aspergillaceae. The transcript has 2 exons. Gene Ontology annotation, cellular component: CST complex. Gene Ontology annotation, biological process: telomere capping.